UGUUGUUGUGAGACUGUCAUCUUGUAGGAGCCCAGACUUCUGCCCGGGAUUCAACCAUGCUACUCGGUAGACUUCCUGGCUGGCUGUUUGCUGUGGCCUGUGGGCUCCUGCUUCUCCUCCUCCAUGUGCAUGGACGGGACUCAUCCAGCCCCAUCAGGAACACACAAACAGGGCAGGUGAGAGGAAGCCUUGUCCCCGUGAAAGAUGGCGAACUUGGUGUCUAUGCAUUCCGGGGAAUUCCCUUUGCCAAGCCACCUGUAGGACAACUGCGCUUUGCUCCCCCGGAGCCCCCUGAGCCAUGGAGUGGUGUGAGAGAUGCAACCUCUGAGCCAGCCAUGUGUCUGCAGACAAAUCCACAGGCCUCAAAUGAGAGGAAGAUGAGCGUGCCUCCCCUCUCUAUGUCUGAGGACUGCCUGUAUCUCAACAUCUACACACCGGUCCAUGCCCAUGAAGGUUCUAACUUACCUGUAAUGGUAUGGAUUCAUGGUGGUGCACUGGUUGUAGGAAUGGCUUCCAUGAAUGAUGGAUCCAUACUGGCUGCUACUGAGAAUAUAGUAAUGGUCUCGAUCCAGUAUCGCUUGGGUAUCCUCGGCUUCUUCAGCACUGGAGACAAACACGCCACAGGCAACUGGGGCUACCUGGACCAAGUGGCUGCCCUACGCUGGGUCCAGCAGAAUAUUGCCUACUUCGGAGGCAACCCUGGCUUGGUCACCAUUUUUGGCUCUUCAGCAGGAGGCACAAGUGUAUCUUCACUUGUUGUGUCCCCCAUGUCGAAAGGACUCUUCCACAGAGCCAUUAUGGAGAGUGGAGUGGCCCUGCUGCCUGACCUUAUCUCUGACACACCCGAGGUGGUCUACACAAUGGUGGCCAACCUAUCUGGAUGUGAUGCCAAGGACUCAGAGACCAUGGUGCACUGCCUACGAGAGAAGACUGAGGCAGAGAUUCUGGCUAUCAACCAGGUCUUCAUUAUAAUCCCUGGUGUGGUGGAUGGGACGUUCUUACCUAGGCACCCUCGGGAGCUGUUGGCCUCUGUGGAUUUUUGCCCUGUCCCCAGCAUCAUUGGUGUUGACAGUGAUGAUUUUGGCUGGUCAGUCCCCUUGUACAUGGGCCUUGAUCAUGUCAUAAAGAACAUAACCCGAGAGACCCUGCCAGCUGUUCUGAAGAGCAGAGCGGCACACAUGAUGCUGCCUCCUGAGUGUAGUGACCUGUUGAUGGAAGAGUACAUGGGGGACGUUGAGGACCCACAGACCCUGCAAGCACAGUUCACAGAGAUGAUGGAGGACUUCAUGUUUGUGGUCCCUGCACUCCAAGUAGCACAUUUUCAGCGAUCCCAUGCUCCUGUCUACUUCUAUGAGUUCCAGCACCAGCCCAGCUUCAACAAGUAUAAGCACAUCCGGCCACCCCAUGUGAGGGCUGACCAUGGCGAUCACGCUGCCUUUGUCUUUGGCUGUGCCCUCUGGGGAAUGAAAGUUGACUUCACUGAGGAGGAGAAGCUGUUGAACAGGAGGAUGAUGAAGUACUGGGCAAACUUUGCAAGACAUGGGAACCCCAACAGUGAGGGUCUCCCCUACUGGCCUGAGUUGAUCCACGAUGAGCAGUACCUGAAGCUGGACAUCCAGCCUGCUGUGGGUCGAGCACUGAAGACCAGGAAGCUGCAGUUCUGGACAAAGACUCUGCCUCAGAAGAUCCAGGAGCUAAAGGGGGCUCCGGGCAAGCAUAAAGAGCUUUAGUGCCAGUUACAUGAAAGGUGUGUGGUGUUGAGGAUGGAUGAGGUCAUUCCGAGGUUACAAAGUCCAUUUAUUUAUUUUUAUUCAUUCCAAACUCACAUAAGCCUUUCUAACCUCAGCAUUUCCCUUUCACUGUGUAUGACAAACCCUCUGUGUGUUACUCCUUAUCUUUAUGGACACAUUUUAUUAGAAUCGAUAAAUGGUCCCACAACCAUAUGGAUGUGUGUUCCCCUCAUCUUCUUUAACACUUCGCUCUUUUAGACUCUCUCCUUCCUUCCUUCCUCUCAUCUUCUCUCUCCUCAUCUCCAAGCCUCAGACCCUCUUCAAAUGAAGCAGAAACCUCAGGCACUGUUGACGUUAGGAAAUCCCUUGUCCCCUCUCAGCUAGUUCAUGUUUUCUCGUACUUCUAAUUUGCCAAUAGCAAAUCUGAUUUCCCAAAGUUCAUUAACUUCAUAGGUGCAGAAUGUUGCUCCCAAAAGUUAAUAAACUACAAAGUGGGCUCUUAGUGUCUGUGACCUCAGAUGUUUGGAGACUGAGAACGAAGGGUUGCAUAAGCCCAGGGCAAGAUAACAAGAUCCACAUCUCAGAAACAAAACAAAAUACAUAACCUCAGUAACUUACAACCAGUAACAAAUGUACAGUUUAUAGUUUUGGAAAUCCAGGGUCAGAUGCCCAUAGAUCUGCUGUGUGGUGAGAAACAGUCUCUGGCUAGAGGUUUUCAGGAUUUUAUCUUGUGCCCUCUGCUGGAAGAAUGUGUAAACAAUGGCUUUCCUAGGACAACAUUAAGUCCCUGCUGACUUGAACUGGGGACAGGGAAGACUGUCCUCUUAGUGAGACUGACCGUGCAGGUUGUUUCCAUUCUAUUUGUAGAGCAUUCAUUGACGUUCCUACUACGAGCUUGCCCCCGCUUUUCAGUUCUGCACAUACAUAGUAAACUUCUAACAGGGAGCCAAAAUCUCUUCUAGACUUUUACUAAUUAUCUUACUUUCAGUGGCUUGAGCGUGGGUUGUUUUUAUGAGGCUUGGGAAUUGAUCUUAGGGACUGUACAUGUUAGGAAGCGCUCCACCCCUGAAGUACAGCAUUGGAUUUUUCAAUUUUAUGUGUAUGGUUAGGAAAUCUGAGAAAAUUCUCAAGGCACUCAACUUCCACCACAUUAGAUUAAGAACAGCCCCUUUUCCAUCCAAGGCUUUCCUCAGGCCAUGUGGUAUCAUUCCAUACCCUUAGCCUGGAUUCAACAUAACCCUCACAUUACAUACCUUUAGCCUGGGUUCAACAUAAUUCUCACAUUAUUUUAUCUUGUUAUAUCGGGGGCUUGUCUAGAAUCUAAUAUAAACAGAAUGUUUUGUGAUUGUCUCUGUCACUUAACAUAAGGUUUUUGGUUCCUUUCAUUGUGGAAUGCCACACUACACAUUCUAUCCACGUAUCCAAUCUAUGUACAGCUGUACCACUUGCUUCUUUGUUCUUCUUUGUUGGGACAAGGUCUCUAUGUAGUCCAGGUUGACCCUGAACUCAUGAUCUCACUGCUUUGGCUUCAUGAGUGGCUGAAUUGUAGGUGUGGUCCUCCAAUUCCGGGUUUGGAUUUUAAUAAAGCUAUAUUCUUACACAUGA
Molecule: messenger RNA, 3335 nt
Organism: Microtus oregoni (creeping vole)
Lineage: Eukaryota; Metazoa; Chordata; Mammalia; Rodentia; Cricetidae
Product: liver carboxylesterase-like
Exons: 12
Coding region: 57-1730 (557 amino acids)
Cellular component (GO): intracellular membrane-bounded organelle
Molecular function (GO): carboxylic ester hydrolase activity
Source: RefSeq, a predicted model, not a curated record